AAGACCAAGGAGCUUUGAAGUAGAACCACUGUCAGGGAAAGACUCUGGUGCUUGUGGAGGACACAGUUUAAUCCACUACAAAGAUGAAGCUGCUGCUCCUAUAUCUGGGACUGACCUUAGUCUGUGCCAACAAUGAAGGAGAAAUGAAAGUUGCAAAGAACUUUGAUCCAUCAAAAAUUACAGGGCAGUGGUUUACCAUUCUCCUAGGCUCUGACCAAAAGGAAAACAUAGAAGAAAAUGGUAGCAUAGUUUUUGUGGAAUAUAUUGAUCUCUUGAAGAACUCUUCCCUGUUCUUUAAAUUCCAUACCAUGGUAAAUGAACAGUGUACUGAAUUCUUUGUAACUUGUGAUAAGAAAGAGAAGGAUGGUGUAUAUACUGUUCAGUAUGAUGGGCACAAUGUGUAUAGUAUAGCUGAUGUGGAAUAUGAUGAAUAUGUUAUAAUUCUUCUCAAGAAUGAGAAAAAUUUCCAAUUAGCCAUUCAUCUCUAUGCCAACAACAUUCUGGUUACUGUCACUCUAUUUCCAGGCCGACAACCAGAUGUGAGAGCAGAAAUUAAGGAAAAAUUUGCGGAAGUUUGUGAAAAACACGGAGUUGCUGAGGAAAAUAUAGUGGACCUGACAAAAGAUGAAGAUCCUUGUCUUCAGGUCUGAAAUGACGAAGAGGCCUAAGGUUCCAGGGAUCUUCUGAAAAGCUCUGUGACCUGAGUUCCAAGAAAUAAACAGAUUUCAUCCAUGCAUCUUCAAGAUCUUCUUCCCUAAUCACCUAGAGUGACAUAAUCCAUCCAGAAUCAAGGUUUUCUCUGCAUUUCUCUUGGCCAUGUCCAUGGCAACUCUACUGAAUAAGUUCUGCGUCUACCUGUUCAAUAAAUGAUCAGCCUGCA
This is a messenger RNA of Dipodomys spectabilis (banner-tailed kangaroo rat), 880 nucleotides long. RefSeq names its product major urinary protein 20-like. NCBI's taxonomy places the organism in Eukaryota, Metazoa, Chordata, Mammalia, Rodentia, Heteromyidae. The record is from RefSeq and is a predicted model, not a curated record. Gene Ontology annotation, molecular function: small molecule binding; odorant binding.